GGAAGCAGCUGGACCUACUUGAGCAGAGGACCCAUGGCUGAACACUUUAAGGAAGCAAGUAGAUGUAUGGUUUGCCUGAAUUAUCUUGAAAACCCCAUGUACCUGAAAUGUGGAUAUGUCUGCUGCUUCCAGUGCCUCGAUUCACUGCAGAAGGAGGCUGAUGGGGAAGGUUUAUUGUGCCCCAACUGCUCUGUGGUCUCACAGAAGGAUGACCUCAGGCGCGCUCUCAAGCUCGGAGCUCUGGUUUCAAAGGUUAAGGAGUUAGAGCCCCAGCUGAGAGCUGUUCUCCAGAUGAACCCAAGGAUGCGGAAGUUCCACGUGGAUGUGACCUUGGAUGUUGACACAGCCAACAAGUACCUCAUCAUUUCCGAGGACCUGAAAACUGUCCGUUGUGGGUUUUUCAAGCAGAAGAAGAGGUCCCGACCUGAGAGAUUCAGCCGUACAACUUGUGUCCUGGGAUUCCCUCUGUUCACCUCUGGCCGCCAUUACUGGGAGGUGGACUUGGGGUCCAGCCACGAAUGGGAUGUGGGCGUUUGCAAAGAAUCUGUGCGUCGACGAGGGAAGACUCAACUGGCUCCAGAUCUUGGCUUCUGGACUGUGUGUUUGAGAAAUGGAGAUGCCUUCUCCGCCCACACUGUGCCUUCCACUGUUCUCAAGGUCAGCCCCAGGUUACAUCGAGUGGGGAUUUUCCUGGAUAUGAAUAUUGGGAUUGUUUCCUUUUAUCACGUUGGUGAUGGAUCCCAUAUUUUUACAUUCACUAAAGUUUCUGCUGGGGAGUCACUGCGUCCAUUUUUUUCUCCUGCAUAUCCGACUGAGGAUGAUCAAAGCUUCCUGAGAAUCUGUCCUUUGAUGAGUCUAGGCACUGAUGGCUCCCUGUGGAAUCCAGGGCAAAGUACAUGAAACUCUGACUACGGAAACAUGGAUGGAAAAUUCUUGUGUACAACAUAGCUGUGGAUGGGAAUGUUCCUGUUUCUACGCAUAUGGUACAAAAGUGUAGCAGAAAAUUAUGGAACAAUUCAUGAAUCAUUAACACAAAUUGU
Messenger RNA from Balaenoptera acutorostrata (minke whale), 1040 nucleotides. It is a transcript of the gene RFPL4A, whose product is annotated as ret finger protein like 4A. NCBI's taxonomy places the organism in Eukaryota, Metazoa, Chordata, Mammalia, Artiodactyla, Balaenopteridae. Bases 34 to 900 code for a protein of 288 amino acids. Gene Ontology annotation, molecular function: protein binding. The record is from RefSeq and is a predicted model, not a curated record. The transcript is spliced from 3 exons.